AGGCGCACCAUGGCAACCGGACCUCUGCGUUGCGGAAUCUGGUCCCUCAGGUCGCUGUGGUUGGGGAACCGCGGCGGGCGCCGCCCCCAACCCGAGGGGACUCGAAAAUGUACAGCCAGCGAUUUGGCAUCGUACAGCGGGAGGUUAAGGGCCCCACUCCCAAAGUGGUGAUCGUGAGAGCCAAGCCUCCCAAAAGCCAAGGGGCUGAGCAUCAUCUGGAAAGAAUCCGACGCAGCCAUCAGAAGCAUCAUGCUAUUUUGGCUUCCAUUAAGUCAAACGAGCGGGAUCGCUUGAAAGCUGAGUGGGACCAGCACAAUGACCGCAAGUUUGUGGACAGUCUUGUGAAAGCAAGAGUCAAGGAUGCCAUGCAAGGGUUUAUCAUCAAUACUGAAGAAAGACGAAAUAAGUUACGUGAACUUUUAGCAUCAGAAGAAAACGAAUAUUUUAUUGAAAUGCAAUUGAAAGAAGAAACAAUUGAGGAGAAAAAAGAUAGAAUGAGAGAUAAAAUCAGAUUAUUAAGAGAGAAGAAAGAAAAAGAGAGACAGGAUUUUGUGGCUGGAAAGCUAGACCAGCAAUUCAGGGAACGCUGUGAGGAGCUCCGUGUUGAGUUGUCCUGUAUCCAUCAGAAGGCAGUGACCAAGGAUCGGAAAGCACAGAUAGCCUUUAAUGAGGAGCUGAAAAGGCAGAAGCUGGUGGAAGAGCAGAUGUUCUCAAAGCUCUGGGAGGAAGACCGAGUGGCCAAAGAGAAGCGAGAAGCUGAAGAGGCGAGGAGACAGAGAGAGCUGGUGGAGAACACACGACUGGGGCUGAAUGCCCAGAUCACCAGCAUCCAGGCGCAAAGGCAGGCAGCGCGGCGGCUGAAGGAGGAGGAGGCGCGCCUUGUGGAAAAUGACAAAGCACAGGUGAAACUUGAGAAUGAACAGGAUAAGCUAAAGAAACAGAAGACAAAACAGGAAAUAAGGGCUGCUUUGCAAAAAGCCCUCCAAGAGAAGAUGGAGCAUAUUCAGCAGGAAUACAGAGAAGAUCAGGACUUGAACAUGAAGCUCAUGCAAAGCGCCCUUCAAAACUUACAGGAAGAGGCUGAUAAAAAGAAGCAAAAAAAAGAAGAUAUGAUAAGAGAACAGAAGAUAUAUCAUCAGUACUUGGCACAGCGGCGUGAGGAAGAAAAAGCUCAGGAGAAAGACCUGGACAGAAUGUUAGAGAAAGAGAAGGAAAAGAAGUUUGCUGAGAAGGACAAGGAGCUGAGACUUGAAAAGGAGGCAAGAAAACAACUUUUGAAUGAGGUCAUGUGUACAAGAAAACUGCAAGUUCAAGAAAAGUUGCAACGAAAAGCAAAAGAACAGGAAGAACGUGCUAUGGAACAGGAACGUAUAAAUGAAGGUCUUAAAGAGCUUAACCGUGAAGAGAGGGAGGAUUUUACAAGACGCUCCAGUUUAGCCCAGGAGUACAGGAAGCAACUUCAGAUGCAAAUGUGCUCCCAACAGCAGGCCCGUGAAGCAGAGAAGGAGGAGGAACACCGAGAGUUUGAAGCAGGGAUGACAGCAGAGAAGAAUUUCCAGGACAAGAUCCAGGAGAUCCUGUCCACCCAUCAAGUGCUGCCCCAAAAUAUUCAUCCCAUGCGGAGAGCAUGCCCUAAUAAACUUCCACUAUAGUUUCAUAAACAUCAACCUAGUUUUUCUCAGUCUUUUACUAUUUUAAACUAUAGCAUGCUUGUAUAUCCCUUUUAACUCAUGGAUAAACUGUUCUUUUAUACUGAGUUUGCAUAAUUAUAUGCCACGAAAUUUUCUUCUUACAAAUUAAACUGUUCCUUUUUGAGAUUUCAUAGACUGACAAAUC
Messenger RNA from Lipotes vexillifer (Yangtze River dolphin), 1836 nucleotides. RefSeq names its product cilia and flagella associated protein 53 (gene CFAP53). The transcript is spliced from 8 exons. Lineage: Eukaryota; Metazoa; Chordata; Mammalia; Artiodactyla; Lipotidae. The record is from RefSeq and is a predicted model, not a curated record. Bases 108 to 1652 code for a protein of 514 amino acids.